Trametes versicolor FP-101664 SS1 is the source of this 2471-nucleotide messenger RNA. RefSeq lists its product as uncharacterized. Bases 1 to 2415 code for a protein of 804 amino acids. The transcript has 5 exons. Lineage: Eukaryota; Fungi; Basidiomycota; Agaricomycetes; Polyporales; Polyporaceae. The record is from RefSeq and is a predicted model, not a curated record.
AUGACAGAUACCCUUCCAGGCGUCGGCUUUGGAUGCGUGUACAACUGCCCCGUGCCUAUCAACGAUUACUUCUCCGAAACGAGGGAGCUUCAGCGCUGGGAAGCAUACGAACGCAUCAGACAGAAUAUCCAAGCCUCUCUUGACUGCACGGUCGGCACUAUGCCGGUGCAUGUCUUUCUAGACAACUUCGUGCCCGUUGUCCCCCCCGAUAGGAAGAAGGAGAUUCUCUCCAGCAGAGGUGCCUUUAGGUCGUUACCUUCGAGUGGCUCUACGUCAUCGGACGUAUACCAAGCUUUAAUCACCGCCCUCAACAAGUCUACAAAGCACAAAAGUCGCGCUCCCGGACUCGUCUUCGAGAACACCUCUAUGCGCUCAGAGAAUCCUCAUCAGGCAGGGUAUAUGAAGCCACACAUCUGCUGCUUCACUGCGGAAAACCUAGAGCACGUACGGCGGCUACCAUUAUCCUCCCGCGAAGAUAUGGGCUACGCAGAGUUCUUCAUCGAGGUCAGACCACACACCGAUCUCGAGCACUUUGUCGACCCUCCCUCGGAUUCCAAGCGUAAGGAGUGGGCCGCCCACGACAUUGCAGUGGCAUUCGAGGAUAACAGGGUGCAAUUCCGUGUCGAGAGGGCGUUCGGGCAGCACAUCGCAUACGCCUUGGAAAUCCAAGCUCGUCAACAUCGUCUAUGGGUCCUCUCCAUUGCGCUAUGCGGUUCCCGCGCACGCUUUUUCCGCUGGGAUCGUUCUGGCUUUAUCGUCAGCCGUUCGUUCGACGUCCGCGAGGAGCCAGAGAUCCUCUGCGAGUUCAUAGCUCGUUUUGCGUGCGCGUCUGACAAGGAACGCGGACACGACCAAUCGGUCGAGAUGGCCACCGCUGAAGAGGAGGCGACGUUCCAGGAUGUUGUCUCCCGCUACGUCGAGGACCAGUUGGGCGUCACAGGCGACGAUCUCGCCGACGCCGUCAAAGAGCACUACCAGGAGGGACGUGUAAUGGCCAUGCAGGUGUUCGUGAACACCUCAGGUGGCUCUAGCACGGAUGUGGUCGUCGAACGCUAUCUCGUCUCCAGACCAGUCACAUCUCCAUCCACGCUGGGAUCCCGCGCCACCCGCGGGUAUUGGGCUGUGCAGGCGAGCACUAAGCGGUUGGUCUUCCUCAAGGACACCUGGCGCCUUGAUUUGGAAUCUGAAGGCGACGCCAUCGCCACUCUACACGGAGCGGGCGUGCGCAAUGUGCCGCUGCUCGUGGCGCACGGGGACGUGUACCACAGGCUUCCAACGCCGGGCGAAGCACGUUCACGCCUGCUCAUUCAGUCUACCCAGACUGAAAUGUUUGACAUCACGUCUUGGGCGAGUCGAGUGGCCGAUAGGAAGAUCUCCACAUCCAACUAUAUUCACUAUCGCCUCGUCCUCGGAACCGUGGGCUACGGGUUGAAGAGCUUCAGGGGCACGGACGAGCUUCUGCAUGCAACAUACGAUGUUUUCCACGCCAUGAGGGAUGCUCUUGACAAGGACUCACGUCUCCACCGAGACCUGUCCGUCGGUAAUGUCAUCCUGGUCAAGGAAGCCGGAAGUGCGACUCGCAAGGGCUACCUGAUCGACUGGGAGGCGUCUUCGCGCAUCAAUAGCGAAGGCCACUCACUGGACAAGAGUAGAAUGGGCACGUGGAGAUUCAUGUCCAGCGACGUCCAAGCAAAACCCGCCCACCCACACGCCUUCCCGGAUGACAUGGAGUCUCUCCUCUACGUCGUCUUCUACUGCGGCCUCAUCCAUCUUGGGCACAACCUCUCACCGGGCACGUUGCGCAUGAUCGUGCACGAAUUUUUCGACCGCUCCUUCUUCUUGGACGGCUACCUCUGCGGCGGCAUAAAUAAAGGCGUAAACCGCGUCAAUCGCAGAAUGAGCAGUCGCAUCAAGUGGACCAACCCCGACUUUCAGGCGUGGCUAGAUGCGGUCAUGGACCUGCACGGCCCCCAAGGCCCCGAAAACCGUGAAAAGUUUGAGCACCUAUGGGCGGCUCCCGAAAACUUGGACAAUUUGUGGGGAGAGUUUCUCGCUGAGCAUACGCUAGCUCGCGACGACAGAGUUGAUAACAAGCUCUCCACUCCCGAGCCGCCGUCGAACGAAGCUCCUGGCUCCGACCGCCCGUUUGUUCCUCUCAGGCCUCGUUCCCCAUCGACAACUUCUUUCUGCGAAGACCACGAGCCUAUUGCGGCGCCGGUUCCACUAGGCAAGCGGAAGCGCCAACAACCCCUGGAGACGAACGACCUUCGCGUUCGCCGAAGCGACAGGUUGCGAAGUCGUACAAACUCUGCUGCCCUAGUCGCACAGGCUCGUCACGAUGCGCUACGUGUCAUACCGCCGACGCGGGGUGAUAACAAGACUUCUAAGCCAACCAGACGACCUCGGACACGCUGAUUGGCUUAUCCUCACGAGCCUGUCCUCGGUUACAUUCAUGCCCCCACGGCCUCCCC